Molecule: messenger RNA, 805 nt
Organism: Myotis lucifugus (little brown bat)
Lineage: Eukaryota; Metazoa; Chordata; Mammalia; Chiroptera; Vespertilionidae
Product: SLA class II histocompatibility antigen, DQ haplotype D alpha chain-like
Exons: 4
Coding region: 38-805 (255 amino acids)
Biological process (GO): immune response; immunoglobulin production involved in immunoglobulin-mediated immune response; positive regulation of T cell activation
Cellular component (GO): MHC class II protein complex; membrane
Molecular function (GO): MHC class II protein complex binding
Source: RefSeq, a predicted model, not a curated record
UCAGAGCAGCAACUGCUGAGACCACCUUGAGAAGAAGAUGACCCGAAAUAGAGUCCUGAUUUGGGGGGCCCUCGCCCUGACCACCGUGCUGAGUUGCUGUGGAGGUGAAGACAUUGUGGCUGACCACGUUGGGGCCUAUGGCAUAAAUGUCUACCAAUCCUAUGGUCCCUCGGGCCAGUACACCCAUGAAUUUGAUGGAGACGAGGAGUUCUAUGUGGACCUGGACAAGAAGGAGACUGUCUGCUGGCUGCUUGGGUUCAGUGAAUUUAAAUAUUUUGACAUUCAGACUGCACUGAUAAACAUGGCUAUAUUCAAAUACAACCUGGACCUCCUGAUUAAACGCUCCAACUAUACCGCUGCUCCCAAUAAGGUUCCUGCGGUGACUGUGUUUCCCAAGGCUCCCGUGGAGCUGGGCCAGCCCAACACCCUCAUCUGUGCCGUGGACAACAUCUUCCCUCCUGUGAUCAACAUCUCGUGGCUGAGCAACGGGCACUCAGUCACGCAGGGUGUUUCUGAAACCAGCUUCCUGUCCAAGAGUGAUGAUUCCUUCCUCAAGUUCAGUUACCUCACCUUCCUCCCUUCUGCUGACGACGUCUAUGACUGCAAGGUGGAGCACUGGGGGCUGGACCAGCCCCUCCUGAAGCACUGGGAGCCUGAAAUUCCAGUCCCCAUGUCAGAGCUGAUGGAGACAGUGGUCUGUGCCCUGGGGCUGGCCGUGGGCCUCGUGGGCAUCAUCACGGGCGCCAUCUUCAUUAUUCAGGGCCUGCGCCCAGGUGGUAUCUCAAGACAACAAGGGCCCUUAUGA